GCGAAGCGGGCCGGGACCUGCCGGGCCAGACCAGACCGGACCCCGGGGGCGAUGCGGCUGCUGCCCCUGUUGCGGACUGUCCUCUGGGCCGCGCUCCUUGGCUCCCCUCUGCGGGGGGGCUUCAGCCUCCGCCACCCCGUCUACUGGAACUCCAGUAACCCCAGGCUGCUUCGAGGAGACGCUGUGGUGGAGUUGGGCCUCAACGAUUACCUAGAUGUCUUCUGCCCACACUAUGAAGGUCCAGGGCCCCCUGAGGGCCCCGAGACAUUUGAUCUAUACAUGGUGGACAGGCCAGGCUAUGAGGCCUGCCAGGCGAAAGGGGCAAGUGCCUUCAAGCGCUGGGAAUGCGCCCUGCCUUUCGCUCCCUUUGGCCCUGUUAAAUUCUCAGAAAAGAUUCAGCGCUUCACACCCUUCUCCCUUGGCUUUGAAUUCUUGCCUGGAGAGACGUACUACUACAUCUCGGUGCCGACUUCAGAGGGCUCUGGCCAGUGCUUGAGGCUCCAGGUGUCUGUCUGCUGCAAGGAGAGCAGUAACCAGAGCCUUCCCAGGACCCCCGGGAGGAGGGUCUCUGCCGCCUGCACUGGGGAUGCCAAGCCAGACAGACAAGAUGGAGCAUUGAUGGGGGAGGUCAGAGGGUCUGAGAUGACCCUCGCAGGUGCCCGCUGUUUCAUCCCAUGCUGAGGAGGAGCUACAAGGGAGCAGCAGACAGCCCUGGGCACACUGGAGCAGAGGCAAGACAAACAGGAGCUCUGUCAGCUGCCUUGAUGGUCUCAUCCAUCUCCCAGGAAGACUAGGAUUGGGUGGGAUUGAAUCCUUGAGUCAGCUGGGGGCCAAGGCUGAAGACCUGGGGACAGGUGAAUUGCUGAACCAGGGCAAAGAAGAAGCCCUGCUGUCUGUGCCCUAUGGGCCUCUUCCCUGGGGCAGCACCAUGCCCUCCACAGGGGGUCACUCACUUGUCUUCUGUGAAGACGGACUGACUUGCCAUGAGGUUGAAUUUCAUGCCAAUUUGUAUUUUUAUAAGUGUCUGGACCAAACCUUCAA
This is a messenger RNA of Cynocephalus volans (Philippine flying lemur), 1041 nucleotides long. It is a transcript of the gene EFNA4, whose product is annotated as ephrin A4. The transcript has 4 exons. Gene Ontology annotation, biological process: ephrin receptor signaling pathway; axon guidance. Lineage: Eukaryota; Metazoa; Chordata; Mammalia; Dermoptera; Cynocephalidae. Bases 52 to 681 code for a protein of 209 amino acids. The record is from RefSeq and is a predicted model, not a curated record. Gene Ontology annotation, cellular component: plasma membrane. Gene Ontology annotation, molecular function: ephrin receptor binding.